UCAUCAAGUCUUCAGAACAUUUUCUCUUAAUAGUCAACAAAAAAGUGAGAGGAUCCCAAAAAUGUUUGAUAGUUCAGAGUAUUGUAGCACUGAUAUUCCUUCUCAAAAGUUAGAGAUAUUCCCAGACUCGACCUCUAUAAGAGAACGAGAGUUGGCAAAAUAAGGCGAAGAGAAAAGAGGCUCAAUUAAAAAUGUCCGUACCCCACAAAGACCAAGACCUGAAAGACAUAUGGUAUGCCUUGGACUACCAAGACAGAAGGAUUAACAAGCUUCUUGAAGAGAAUCAGGACUACAAAGACCGGCUCAAGUAUACAGAGAAAAGACUUGAUGUUGAAAUCAAGGAUAUCAAGAAGCAAAUCUCUGGUCUACAACAAAAUAUGGAGUCCAUAGUUGACAUUGUCAAGGUCUUCCAGAACCAGUUUGAACAGCUAAAGAGCAAGACUAUUAGGAAUACAAGUCCUGGAUCACCAAGAUUCUCAGCAGGCAUGUCUACUAGGUCUAGCAAUAAGAAGCAAGUAAACUUCAGCAGUAAGACUAAGAAGUAAGGGAAGAAAGUCUAAGCCUGCUGUUCAUCAAGCUGCCUUGACUGACACAGAGACUAACAAGAUGCAUGAUUUGCUAAAGAAGAACUAUACUACUUCAAAACCGAAGAAAACUCUUCAUGCCAAUAAGGCAAAAUCAAAAUCAAUAAGUUCUAGUGGGAUCAAGAACAAGCUCAAACAAUCUUCUUCUAAGAACCCCAGUGUUAGUAGGUCUCCUCAAAGAGAGAAUAAACAUGGAGCAGCCUCUCGAAACAAGAAGAAGUCUACAGUUGGUAAUCCAGAAAGGUGGAAGACUCAUGCGGUUAAGAGCUCCAUCGAGUCUUUAUCCAUUUCUUCUGAAAAACCAAAGGCAGCAUACUUCAAGAAUACCUUAGAUUCACAUAAUAGGAUCAGAUCUGGAGUAAUUAAAGGAGUGAAGAAGCACCCAUACAAAGUAACUCCAGUACAAAACGUAAGACUUUACGCGACUCAAGAUUUCUCAUCGAACAAUGAAAUAGAGGAACAGCUACCCCAAAUGAUGAAAUUCUUCUACAGUAAAGACUCGAGCAAUGUUGCUAAGUAUAAGCUUGAUUUGAGCACAGCUAUCAACCAGAACAACAAGAACUCUAGAAUGACUUGGAACAAAUAACUCGCUGUCUAUACUCCAUUGUUUUUCAGAAAUAUUGUAUU
This is a messenger RNA of Moneuplotes crassus, 1211 nucleotides long. NCBI's taxonomy places the organism in Eukaryota, Ciliophora, Spirotrichea, Euplotida, Euplotidae. The record is from the annotation of a GenBank genome assembly.